UCACACUUCUCCUUCAUUCUUCAGAGCGCAUCGGAUCGUGAGCUAGCCCGAGCCAACGCAAUCUCAAUAUGCCUGGGAUUUUGAGGGUCCUCACCAGCCGUGUGGCCCCUGUGGUCCGCACACAGACGGCGAACCUGGGCUCCAGACCGCCACAAGCAAAGAUCGGCCCGGUUGAAACCACCAUUAGUAUUGGGUUGUUCAGCUUGGCUAUCCUGGGACCAUCUGGAUGGAUUCUGGCCCACCUGGAGGACUACAAGAAGAAAGAUUAGAAUGGACUUUAUCUGAGCCAAGAUCAUGUUGGUGCAUUCAAACCGCGCUGUUCCUGGGACCAUCCAAGCCACGUCCCUCUUUACAAAACUCCUUUUACCGUGGACUUUUAUUCCUCAUAUCACCAUUCCCACAAAAGCAAUUCAGAUGUUACAUUUUAGUCAGUACAUAAAUUAAACUGUUGACCUCAUCUUAAGCAGUUUGUAAAAUAAAUUAUUGAAACUGUC
Molecule: messenger RNA, 494 nt
Organism: Periophthalmus magnuspinnatus
Lineage: Eukaryota; Metazoa; Chordata; Actinopteri; Gobiiformes; Gobiidae
Product: cytochrome c oxidase subunit 8A, mitochondrial
Exons: 2
Coding region: 69-269 (66 amino acids)
Biological process (GO): mitochondrial electron transport, cytochrome c to oxygen
Cellular component (GO): mitochondrion
Source: RefSeq, a predicted model, not a curated record